This is a messenger RNA of Chrysochloris asiatica (Cape golden mole), 966 nucleotides long. RefSeq names its product oligodendrocyte lineage transcription factor 2 (gene OLIG2). Gene Ontology annotation, biological process: oligodendrocyte differentiation; oligodendrocyte cell fate specification; neuron differentiation. The transcript has a single exon. Gene Ontology annotation, molecular function: DNA-binding transcription factor activity; protein dimerization activity. Bases 4 to 966 code for a protein of 320 amino acids. The record is from RefSeq and is a predicted model, not a curated record. Lineage: Eukaryota; Metazoa; Chordata; Mammalia; Afrosoricida; Chrysochloridae.
ACCAUGGACUCGGACGCCAGCUUGGUGUCCAGUCGCCCGUCGUCGCCAGAGCCCGAUGACCUAUUCCUGCCGGCCCGGAGCAAGGGCAGCGGCGGCUUCUCUGGGGGCACCGUGUCUUCGUCUACACCCAGCGACUGCCCGCCGGAGUUGAGCGCUGAGCUGCGCAGCGCCAUGGGCGCAGCGGGCGCUCACCCAGGUGACAAGCUGGGUGGCAGCGGUUUCAAGUCCUCCUCGUCCAGCACCUCGUCGUCCACAUCGUCAGCGGCCGCGUCUUCCACCAAGAAGGACAAGAAGCAGAUGACCGAGCCCGAGUUGCAGCAACUGCGCCUCAAAAUCAACAGCCGCGAGCGCAAGCGCAUGCACGAUCUCAAUAUCGCCAUGGACGGCCUGCGCGAGGUCAUGCCCUACGCGCACGGCCCGUCGGUGCGCAAGCUCUCCAAGAUAGCUACACUGCUGUUGGCGCGCAACUACAUCCUCAUGCUCACCAACUCGCUAGAGGAGAUGAAGCGGCUGGUGAGCGAGAUCUACGGCGGCCACCACGCCGGUUUCCACCCGUCCGCCUGUGGCGGCCUGGCUCACUCGGCGCCCUUGCCCGCCGCCACGGCUCACCCCGCGGCCGCCGCCCACGCUGCACACCAUCCCGCUGUGCACCACCCCAUCCUGCCCCCCGCCGCUGCCGCCGCCGCCGCUGCAGCCGCCGCAGCCGCAGUGUCCAGCGCCUCUCUACCUGGCUCCGGGCUGUCGUCCGUCGGCUCCAUCCGACCCCCUCACGGCCUGCUCAAGUCUCCUUCGGCAGCCGCGGCGGCCCCUCUAGGGGCCGGGGGUGGCAGCAGCGGGGGCAGCGGCUUCCAGCACUGGGGUGGCAUGCCCUGCCCCUGCAGCAUGUGCCAGGUGCCGCCGCCGCACCACCACGUGUCUGCAAUGGGGGCGGGCAGCCUGCCGCGCCUUACUUCCGACGCCAAAUGA